CAGAAGUGCAAGUGGUUAGUGCUGAACAAUGUUAUGAGAGAGAGCAAUGGAGGUGUGCAGGAAGACAUGACAGCAGGAUUGAUUCAAUAGACAACAAAUACUUGUGAGAGGGAAGAGGAAGCAAUUUAGGUUUAUGAGAAGAAACCGAUAACGUUGACAAAGCAAGUGAAACUUUGGGUACAACUGAAAUAUGAGUGAGUCCAGUAUUUGCCAGGUGAGGGCAACAGUUAUGCUGUACAAUGACUCCAGCAAGCGUUGGGUGCCAGCAGGAUCUGAGAGUCCUUCCUUCAGUCGCGUCCAGAUCUAUCACAACCCUGCGGCCAACACCUUCAGAGUGGUGGGCCGCAAACUGCAGGCCGACCAGCAGGUGGUGAUCAACUGUCCCAUUAUCAAAGGGACGAAGUAUAAUCAAGCCACACCAAAUUUUCACCAGUGGCGAGAUCCCAAACAGGUGUGGGGGCUGAACUUUGGCAGUAAAGAGGAUGCUGCUCUGUUUGCUAAGUCCAUGAUGCAUGCAUUAGACACUCUCAAUGCACCGGCGAGCACAGGCCCAGCUCAGAAUGGACCCUCUGCACAGGAACUGGAAAACCAGAAAAGACUAGAGCGUCAGAAGCAGGAGCAGCAGGAGAAAGAGCGUAUGGAGAGAGAGAGGCAGGUCUCCAGUUCUGCAUCUGUCCCUCCUGCUCCUCCUGCCCCACCCGCCCCACCAGCACCCCCACCACCUCCAGGCCCACCACCUCCCUCUGGACCUUGCCCACCUGCACCUCCACCACCUCCUCCUGGGGGCAUGGCCCCACCUGCACCACCCCCACCCCCUGCAGGAGGAAGCGGAGGUGGAGGGGCAAAUGAUCUGGCUGCAGCUCUGGCAGGAGCCAAACUGCGUAAAACAGUCAAGGAUGAGGGAGGAGCAGCAGCCCCAGCCCCCAAACCAGCAGCCUCAUCUGGUGGAGGCGGAGGAGGUGGUCUAAUGGGAGAAAUGAGUGCCAUCCUUGCUAGGAGGAGGAAAGCUGCUGACAGUCCUGCUGCUAAAAAGGAAGAACUUAGUAAUGAGGAGUCUGACUCCUCAGCAUCAAAAUCCUCAGCACCAAGAGAAAUCAAGGAAAAGUCCAAGGAAACAUCUGCCACUAUGCCAAGGCCCAGAUCUUUAACCAACAAUCAAAAGGACACCAGCCCAAGUUCUCCCUCCUCUAACUCAUCCACUACCCCAGUGUCCAGGAUGAAGGUGGAGAAAAGGAAUUCAGAUGGCGCAGGAAAUUAUGUUGAUAUGGAUCAAAUCAAACAGGAAAUCCUUGAGGAAGUGAAAAAAGAACUUCACAAAGUGAAGGAGGAGAUUAUCACAGUGCUGAUCAAGGAGCUACAGAGUGCACAACUCAAAGGUGAAGACUCUUGAGCUACUGAGGACUGGAAUAUAAAAAUAUAAAAUACUUUUUUUUCAUUCAGUGCUCAGGCAAUUUCAUAUUUUUACCCAAGAGAAAUCAUAUGUUAUUUUUACAAAGUCAAAACAGGCAACAACAAUAAACUGAUUUGUAUG
This is a messenger RNA of Seriola dumerili (greater amberjack), 1531 nucleotides long. Its product is annotated as vasodilator-stimulated phosphoprotein-like. Bases 191 to 1390 code for a protein of 399 amino acids. The record is from RefSeq and is a predicted model, not a curated record. The transcript is spliced from 13 exons. NCBI's taxonomy places the organism in Eukaryota, Metazoa, Chordata, Actinopteri, Carangiformes, Carangidae. Gene Ontology annotation, molecular function: SH3 domain binding; profilin binding. Gene Ontology annotation, biological process: positive regulation of actin filament polymerization; axon guidance; neural tube closure.